Molecule: messenger RNA, 1665 nt
Organism: Dacryopinax primogenitus
Lineage: Eukaryota; Fungi; Basidiomycota; Dacrymycetes; Dacrymycetales; Dacrymycetaceae
Exons: 5
Coding region: 52-1311 (419 amino acids)
Source: RefSeq, a predicted model, not a curated record
GGAAAGACCCCCUGGGAACUUGCGCACACCGCAACACAACAAACACCCAACAUGGCUCUCGCCAGCACCCGCCCGGUCUACAUGACCCUCGUUCACGGGGAAAUGGAGACUAUCCGUAUCCUCCCCAAGACCUACGGGGACCUCGAAGUAGUAGCCCGAGAUUGGCUCAAGCCUCCGGAGGGCACUGCAUUCGCCCUCCGGGUGCCAACAGAUAUGGCAUCCUGGGCAGCUAGCCGUGUCAUCCAAGGACCUUGGAUCUGGAUCGGCAACGAUGAGACCUGGCAGAUUGCUACUCAAGGUAUACCUGGUAUCAGAGUCGAGAUUGUCUCCGAUGCCGCUGCCCCUCCUCCUGACCCUCCUCCCCGUCCUCCUACCCCUGUGCUCGAGAUGCCUGCGACGUUCAACCUGGAACUCGAUCCGGGUCAGACUGUCGCUCUCGAGACGUGGGUCACUUCCGAAGAGUACGACAUGUCGAAGACCGACGACAACAUCAUGGUCGACGGAACGUUCUACGGCAAGCUGAGCAUUGUCCACAAGCCUGGCACGCAUACAGUGGAUUUCACCGGCACACGAUACAGAGACCCCGGUCUGCAGGGCGACUUCUGGAUGGACGCGUCCAUCAUGCGUCGUCUGGCCUUGGUCUCGAAACAGCAGUCGGUCGCACGAUGCCAAGCAACAAUCAUGGCCCCGAGCCCACAAUACUGUGACUUUUACAUCACCAUGUCCAACCUUUGGCGGCUUGGUGUCACCUUCCCGCAAGCUGAGAUACUGCCGGACGGGAGGGCCAAGUUUUUCAUUCGGACUGCGAACAAGAAUGGCUAUCUUGAGCAUUUCCAUACCGAGACGGUCGUCACAUCCCUCUAUUACGAAGUGACUCCGGAAGUCGGAGUGGACGGUGCGGCUUCUUACGUCAAGCAUUGGAAUGGCAGCUUUGCGGUGCCUUUCGAUAUGUUCAUACCUCAUCUGUACAAAAUUCUCGAUAGCGUCGGCGUUCCUGUGAAGGAGCGCACCAACUUCAUCUGCAACAACAUCAACGCUUUCUCGCACCACAAGACGAUUGCUUUCCGCCUCAUGUCUCCCAAACGCCUCUCCUCCGCCAUCGACAUCUCCGUUACCACCGAUCCGAGCACCUGCACCCGCGUCUUCCUCCUCUGGCGCGGUCUGCCCGACGAUGAGCUGCCUCUAUUCGAUGGACGCGGGGCGAAGGAGGCGGCCGCGUUCGACUGGCGCGAUGAGAUCGGCUGGACGGAAGCCGCCCUCGACGCGAAAAAUUUCAGGAUACUCGAACUGAGCAUCAUGGAGUGCAUCUGAGCGACAUUACUCUGCAUCUUUCUCUCCGCGUUCCGUCAUGCGGACUGUUUUAACUCGAGCCACAGUUUCUCUUUGCGGACAUAUUUUCGCAGUGUCUGUUUUCUUAUUCCUUGUUCUUUCCUUUCCGGCAUUUUCAUUUUCUUUCUGCUUUGCAUUCUCCGGCCAAGCCGAACACAUGGGGAUACCUGACCUAACGGGGAUACCUAUUUUAUGACGUAAUGCUUCUCCUUUCAAGACUCCGAGUGCUUUCCUUUUCCAUCGAUUCCCUUUUACCUUCAUGUCCUUAACGCCUUACCCUCAAAAGCGACAACAUCAUCUGUUCCAGCGAACCAACAGCAAACAACAACAACAUAA